This is a messenger RNA of Brassica rapa (field mustard), 942 nucleotides long. Its product is annotated as phosphomethylethanolamine N-methyltransferase-like. NCBI's taxonomy places the organism in Eukaryota, Viridiplantae, Streptophyta, Magnoliopsida, Brassicales, Brassicaceae. The record is from RefSeq and is a predicted model, not a curated record.
AUGACGAAAUGCCGCCGAAUGGUACUCACUUUAAUCCCACCAUAUGAAGGGAAAAGGGUGCUAGAACUUGGAGCUAGCAUCAGUCGUUUCACUGAUGAACUGGCUCAAAAGGCUGGUGAAGUCAUCGUCCUUGACUUCAUCGAAAGCGCCAUUAAGAAGAAUGAAAGUAAAAUCGAAGAUGGAUCCGUUGACUUGAUUUUCUCAAAUUGGUUGCUCAUGUAUCUCUCUGAUAAAGAGAUUUUCCAGGAAUGCCAAACACGUGAUGCUUUUGGCAAAUCAUUUGAGCUCACUAUGAUUUACUGGAUUUGGCAAAAAGUAAGCAUGGAGAAUGACAAGGACUUCCAGCGUCUUUUAGACAAUGUUCAAUACAAGUCUAAUGGGAUCUUGCGAUACGAGUGUGUCGUAGGGCAAGGAUAUGUGAGCCCUCGCGGUUUUGAGACAACUAAAGAAUUUGUGGCGAAGAUCGAGCUGAAACUUGGACAGAAAGUCCUUGAUGUUGAUUGUGGUAUCGGAGGAUGUGACUUCUACAUGGCUGAGACUUUUGAUGUUCAUGUUGUCGGUAUUGAUCUAUUGGUCAACAUGAUGUCUUUCGCGUUGGAGCGUGCUAUCGGGGUCAAUUGCUCAGUGGAGUUUGAAGUUGCGGAUUGCACCACAAAUACAUAUCCUGAUAACUCUUUUGACGUCAUUUACAGCAGUGCCACUAUUUUCCACAUCCAACCAGCUCUGUUUAAGACAUUCUUCAAGUGGCUUAAACCAGGUGGAAGAGUUCUCAUCACUGACUAUUGCAAGAGUGAUGAACCUUCGUCUCCAUUAUUCGCAGAGGUCAUCAAACAAAGAGGAUAUGAUAUCCAUGAUGUUCAAGCCUAUGGACAGAUGCUUAAAGAUGCAGGCUUUGAGGAUGUGAUCGCUGAGGACCGUAUUGAUCAGUUUGUCAAGGCCUGA